Messenger RNA from Austrofundulus limnaeus, 1541 nucleotides. It is a transcript of the gene aar2, whose product is annotated as AAR2 splicing factor. The record is from RefSeq and is a predicted model, not a curated record. NCBI's taxonomy places the organism in Eukaryota, Metazoa, Chordata, Actinopteri, Cyprinodontiformes, Rivulidae. Gene Ontology annotation, biological process: spliceosomal tri-snRNP complex assembly.
GCGGAGCUUAAAUUAUGUCACACGGUGUUCGUCAGCGAAGCGUUUGCUAAUCCAAACACUGGUACUGUUGUUAGUUUAACAAUGUGUGUUUAAACGCUAGUGUUAGGUUAUUUACACUUUUUGUUGACAGUAAUGUUAUGUCUUCACCAACGAAAACUGCAUUAUUUUUAGAGCAGUAGCGUAAAAGCAGCGUCAGAGAGUCUGUCGUCAUUUUUUAUUUUGUUUUGUAAGGAAAUGCUUUCUGAAUGAUCACCUCACUGAACAGGUGAGAGAAGAGUUUAUUUCCGGUGUUCCUCGGGUAGAAAGUAGCAGCGUUAGAGAAGAAGGCAUGGCCAGCGGCAGCAGCAACAGUGUCAACAUGGACCCAGAUGUGGCUCGCAGGUUGUUUGAGGAGGGCGCCACCCUGGUGCUGCUGGGUGUUCCUCAGGGUACGGAGCUUGGAAUUGACUGCAAGAGUUGGCAGGUUGGUCCUCGCUUUCGUGGUAUUAAGAUGAUCCCCCCAGGCCUGCACUUCCUCCACUACUGCUCUGUGAAUUCGCCAAGCUGCGGGGGAGAAAUCGGCCCCAAAACGGGCCUCUUCCUCACUCUCAAACCCAGAGAGAUCCUGCUGGCCAACUGGGAUCGCAGAGAAGAAGAUCUGGAUUUCUCAGCCUCUGAGAAUGAGGAGGAGGUGAAUCGCAUCCAGGGGACUUUGCAAGAGCUGGAUCCCUUCCUGGGCCCUUAUCCGUACGAGGUGAUGAGGAAGUGGGUGUCUCUCACCGAUCACAUCAGCGAGGAGCUGGCCACCGACCUGCAGCCUCUCACGGGGCGAGUCUGCGCCUUCAGCGACGUCAUCCCCGAGCUUCAGUUCAGACACACCAAAGACCGGGCCGAGCAGCCGAGGAACGACACGACCUGUCAGAGCAUGAGAGAAGGACUGGACAGGCUCCCUAAGAUGAAGCAGAGGGAAGGAACGGAGCUGCGCUUCUCAGUGAUCCCCAAGAAGACCUACCCUCCCGGAGCCACCCCGGCUGAGAUCACUAAGUGCAGCAUGGACUUGAGUUAUUCCCUGGAGACGGUGCUGGAGAAAAAGUACAAGAACCAACCUCUCAACCUGCUUGGUGAGCUGCAGUUUGCGUUUGUGUGUUUCUUGGUUGGAAACGUGUACGAGGGCUUCGAGCACUGGAAGAGCCUCCUGGCUCUGUUGUGCCGCUCGGAGGAGGCCAUGAGGAAACRGAAAGAUCUCUUUCUGGGGCUCAUCACUGUCCUCUACCACCAGCUUGGAGAGGUCCCCCCUGACUUUUUUGUUGACAUUGUGUCGCAGAACAACUUCCUCACCAGCACCCUGCAGACAUAAAACAAUUUUAAGAAUUAACUAACGUACAGAGGUUUGUGUUAGUGCUUUUUAAAUUUUUUUCUUAUUAUUUUUAAAAUUCAUAACAUCAGUUUUAGUUUAAUAUUAGUUAUAUUUAUGGUACCCUAGUAGUCUGCCUCACUACGGUCACUAAGUAGAGGCUAGUUUCAUCAUUUGUGUGUAAUAAUAAAAAGUGUCAUUUGUUGAA